Molecule: messenger RNA, 1833 nt
Organism: Aspergillus nomiae NRRL 13137
Lineage: Eukaryota; Fungi; Ascomycota; Eurotiomycetes; Eurotiales; Aspergillaceae
Gene: rlmA
Product: SRF-type transcription factor RlmA
Exons: 4
Coding region: 1-1833 (610 amino acids)
Biological process (GO): positive regulation of transcription by RNA polymerase II
Molecular function (GO): RNA polymerase II cis-regulatory region sequence-specific DNA binding; DNA-binding transcription factor activity, RNA polymerase II-specific; protein dimerization activity
Source: RefSeq, a predicted model, not a curated record
AUGGGUCGGCGAAAGAUCGAGAUCAAGGCGAUCAAGGAUGAUCGCAACCGUUCAGUUACUUUUCUGAAACGGAAGGGUGGUCUUUUUAAGAAGGCACAUGAGCUUGCGGUGCUAUGUUCAGUAGAUGUUGCUGUCAUUAUAUUCGGUCACAACAAGAAGCUAUAUGAAUUCUCAUCAUGUGAUAUGCGCGAGACCUUGGGUCGUUAUCAAUAUUUCGGCCCGCCACACGAGCAUAAAGGCCCUGAGGACUUCAACGGCCGGCGCGAUGAUGACGACGAUGAAGACGAGACCACACCUGCCCCUGAAGAAAUGCAUCCAACACCACCGCAAAAUAACCCACCGAUGAUACCCACUCAUCUCCCCAGUCAUCCCGGCUUCCAACAUGUUAAUCAUGCGCCUUCCGCGUCCCCUCCCAUUGGCAAUGGACUGCCGUUUGAUCCGCGUCACGGUACCCCUCAACCUCAAGGACUUUCAAGACCAUCCUCCAGGAAUCAUGUUCGCAGAGUCAGCUCCAAUAUCGGUACACAGCAACAUCAUGCCACACCACCGCCACCUCAGAAUGGAUUUGCCUAUAUGGCUAACCCUUCCGUGUAUAAUCCGAAUGCCCACCAUGCUUUAGGUCAACAACCCCGACCCGCAUCAGCCUAUGCCGCCGCAAUCCAUGCCGCCGCACACAAUGCCGCCCCAGGCCAUUCCACCGCAUAUUCAACAGCACCCCCAGCAUGCGCAUAUCCUUGCACAGCAAACACCUCCAAUGGGUUUAUCGCAACCACCCCAUCCGCAAAUGUCCCAGGUCGCCCAGACAUUUAUGCCGGAACAGGGAAGGAGUUCCAUGCCGCCCGCGUUCCCGUCGGAGCAACAGCAGCAGCAGCAGCAGCAACAACAACAACAACCCACGCAACAACAACAGCGAACGGUAUCGCUUCCCGAGGCUCCUCCCGCGGACAGAUGCCUGGACCGAUGAAAGGCGAAGACAGUCAGUCGCCGCCGCAGCAAAGGUCGAUAUCAUCAAAAUCACGUAGUAUCUUUACGCCGAUUGAUGAUCGUGGUUCUGUCUUGGCUCGUCACUUUGGAGUCGGUCCACCUACGUCGCCGCGCAGUGAGAACUUACAAGUGAAGCUUGAAUCUUCACAUAACGAAUCUAAGGACAAAAAGGGACUCAGCCAACCAGUGGCGCCUCCACCUCCACCACGAGCCGCGACUGAAGCGCCUCGUCCUCAGCCGGUGCCUGAGAUCAAGCCUCCUGUUCGGACGAACAGCGGUCAGUUAAAUACGAAACGUCCACAGCUAAAGGUGCAAAUACCCAGCGAGAGUUCGGAUCGGGGCAGCGCAACAGCAGAUUCAUCCUCCCGCGAUUCCGCAGGGAAUAAGACACUUACACCAGCGAAAGCCAAUCCUGACGGCAACCAUUCCGGUGUAGUGCUACCUCCGCCUUCGCCUUCUGCCGGUGCAAUUCUCAGUGCAGGCGCUCAGGGACCACCGAAUCCAUUUGCCCGGCCACCUCCCCCUAGCACCGCUGCUCCGAAUAACAAUGCAUAUAGUAGUAACAACAGCAGCGGCGGCAAUAACAACAACAUAGACACUCCGAUAUCUGCACUUCCUAGCCGCUUCGUGUCAGAUGCGCUUCUUCCUUCUCCAUCUAGUUUCUUCCCUGAAUGGGGGUUUGGCCGGUCUGGUCCGGACAGUAAUAUGCUUCCUAGUCCUCUGACCUUUCCCACUCCCGCCGUUCAAACAGGCCCCAGCUUUGCGCGAGAAGACGAUCAAGAAAAGAAGCGCAAGAGCCCUGAUAGUGGACCAAACGCGGAAGGGGCAACGAAAAAGGCAAAGACAUAG